ACUAUGUUAUAACGUCUAGAGUUGGCGGCAUGGAUGGUAAACAUGAUACAAUUUACUUGCUUCCUAUCGUGCCCAAAAAUCCGCGACCAUAGAUAACUUCGUGCCCCGAGACACCCUGAGCUUGAGUAGUGAAUCUAAUAUCUUCCUCUUCUCUCCGCACAAGUUAGAAAGUUCACUUUGCGCGCGAUCAUGUCACUUUUGUCCAACGUCACCAUCCCUUUCGAGGAUAUCCCGCCCAAUUCCUCUAGAAAGGUGGAAAUUGAUGCCCCUACGAAGGUAGUCACCUGUCUACUAUUUGCGCUGCUACUUUGGCGAGCAUGGAGGUUUACCAUAAUUCCUUUGUUGCACCCGAGCCGUCCUAAGGAGUUUGCCUACUGGAUCCCAUUCUUGGGUCAUGGCCGGGCCUUUUUCCGAGAUUCAAACGGUCUGAUUGCUAGAGCUAAACAACAUUUUGAUGCCCGUGAACCUUUCGCAUUGACGGCUUUCGGGGUGACUUUCUAUGUGGUGACAGAGGCAAAACACUCCGCCGAAGUCUAUCGAAACACGGAGACGCUAUCUUUUGAGGACUUCGUACAGACUCUCAUGAGAACAAAUGGUAACAAUGAGAGCGUUAUAAAGACCAUGUAUUCUGCACUGCCUGUGGAUAAGGCUGGCUUCCCAAACCCCCAAGGCGAGUCACUUGGUGUCUUGGCCCAGAGAAUGCAUGCCCAUCAGCUCAAUCCAGGCAGUGAAUUGGUCAUCAUCCAACGGAGGGUUCAGGCCUGGAUAGACGGCCAUUUACACUUAGAUCCGCUACGAGAAAUAUGCACAUACGCUAGCCCUCAAAGCUCGGUACAUAUCGAGCUCCCACUUUAUCAGUGGUGCUCUGACUACUUUAUCCGAUUAGGACAGCAGGUCUACUUUGGACAAUUGUUGGACCAGGUUGACCCCGGGCUCCCAGAAGCUUUCUUGGUGUUUGACGAACUUAUCUGGAAGAUGCUGUACCAAUACCCCAGCUUCGCAUCUCAUGAUAUGUCAUGGCCGAGAGCCCAGGUCAUCGCGUCACUCAAGAAAUACUUCCAGACUCCCCAGAGCCAGAGGAGGGAUGGCGCUGCGUGGUUAGUCAAUACUCUGGAAGACGAAAUGAGGGCACUCGGAGUCGACGACGACAACUUGGCCGUCGUGAUAUUCCAUAUUUACUUGGCAAUUAAUACCAACACCCGGAAGACUGCUUUCUGGGUAAUUGCUUACCUGCUGUACAACCCUGCCCACUUGGCGGCAUUCCGCAAAGAGACAGAGGCAGCUUUUAGCGGUGAUAGUCUAGUCGACCCCUUUUACAUACAAGAUCCGGCCAAGUGUCCGCAAGUCGACCGCAUUUGGCACGAGACGCUCCGACUCUCUGGAUGGGCGGCCUCGGUCAGACUCAUCAUGCAGGACACGAUCAUCGGCGGCAAGCUGAUGCGCCAAGGCAACCGCGUCAUGGUGCCGCAUAGGCUGCUGCACUUUGACGAGGGCGUCUUUGGCGAGGACACGCACGUGUUCCGGCCCGAGCGGUGGGAGAAGGAGAAUCUAACGCGGAGCCCGUCCUGGCGGCCAUUUGGGGCGGGCAAAACCAUGUGCAGCGGUCGGUUCCUGGCCCGCUACUCGGUGACGGUCUUCGUGGCCACAGUGCUGCGACGGUUCGACGUCGAGUUGGUAGGGAACCCUCCAUUCCCGCAUGCCGAUGAAGGCAGGCCGGUGUUGGGGACCAUGUCCAUCAAGGAAGGUCACGAUAUCAAGGUGAGGCUCUCACCGAGGGCCAAAUUUGAUUGAAUACUGUGUUGGAAUGUGGACAACGUUUUCUUUCUUCUCCCUUUUUCCUUCUACUUUCUCCUAUUACAUUUCUUGUUUUCUUCUCCUUCUUCUUUUUCUGCUCGUUUCUUUAGCCAGUAUG
Molecule: messenger RNA, 1912 nt
Organism: Truncatella angustata
Lineage: Eukaryota; Fungi; Ascomycota; Sordariomycetes; Amphisphaeriales; Sporocadaceae
Product: putative cytochrome p450
Exons: 5
Coding region: 190-1791 (533 amino acids)
Molecular function (GO): oxidoreductase activity, acting on paired donors, with incorporation or reduction of molecular oxygen; iron ion binding; steroid hydroxylase activity
Source: RefSeq, a predicted model, not a curated record